Messenger RNA from Dunckerocampus dactyliophorus (ringed pipefish), 2337 nucleotides. RefSeq names its product lysosomal amino acid transporter 1 homolog. The record is from RefSeq and is a predicted model, not a curated record. The transcript is spliced from 8 exons. NCBI's taxonomy places the organism in Eukaryota, Metazoa, Chordata, Actinopteri, Syngnathiformes, Syngnathidae. Bases 403 to 1338 code for a protein of 311 amino acids.
GCUUGGGACUGCUGGUGAUGGACCACAGCGUAAGUGCGACUACUUCAAUUUCACUGAUCCUCAUUGGAGAAUAUUAGCUACAAAAACGUGUGAGAAUGUGGGACAAGUUAAUGCAUCAUUGCAAACAUUCUGAACCGUGGUCCGGUAAGCGGGAUUCUCUCCGUCGAGUUUUUUUCAGAUGCAUCCUUAGCUAGCACACUCUAAAAGCAAUGUGGGCGUAUUGUAAACAAUAAGCUAACAAACAAAGAUCACGAGUUAUCUAAACUUAUUAGCCCCAAUGACCCGAAGAAUUUUGGGGACAGCGCUCCGUCUUUCCUCCUUUUAGGACUCGUACAGUGACAUCAGUGUUGGAGCGCGCAUCGUUAGAAUACAUCUUCAGGCCAGAAGACUUGAGGAGACCUCAUGGCCUCUGCACGUUUCCCCGGAAAAAGUGAGGGCGUUGCGGCCACCAACUGGAGCUCGCCAACGGUGGACCGUCUUGCCUGCGUGAAUGGGACGCCUUGGAUCCUUUACCUGCUAGAGGAGUGUGUGGACAACGUGUGGGAGUACAGCAGUGUGGUGAUUGGGCUCUUCUCCAUGUUGUGCUUUCUGCUAUCCACUUUGCCUCAGGUCUACGAAGCGUAUCGAAAUGGUAAAGUGGAUCAAGCCAUGUCUUUCGGCUUCCUCUUCUUCCUCUUCAGUGGAGACCUCACCAGCUUUGCAGGCUGCUACUUCACCAGCCAGCUGCCCAUUCAGGUGGUCACAGUGAUUUUCUACAUCUUCACAGACGUGGUUCUCAUCUCACAGUUUAUUUACUAUAAGAUAAAGAACAACUCCAGCACAAAGAGCCCUCUGUUGAAGUGGCUGUGCUUCCUGUGGUGUGGCUCUGCAACAAUAUUCCUGACAGUUUUACCCAGUCUCAUCUUAAACAAUAGCACAACUUCAGAAUCUCUUGGGACAACUACCUCUAAAUCUUUAGAAGUUUCUGGCUACGUUUGUGGAUACCUGGCAUCAGUCUUCUACCUCUCAUCCCGCUUCCCGCAGCUCUAUAAAAAUUUCCAGAGGCAGUCCACCGAGGGCACCUCCUACUUGCUGUUUGCUCUGGCAAUGAUGGGCAAUGGGACAUAUGGGUUGAGUGUCAUUGUAGUGCUACCAUCACUAAAGGACUCCAAACACAACUUCAUCGUCAAGCAUCUGGCCUGGCUCAUUGGCAGUCUGGGAGUCCUCAUUUUGGACUUCUUUGUGACGAUGCAGUUCAUUAUGUAUAGGAGGAACAACUCUGACAAAAGACACACAGCACUCGCUGCAUUGGAAGUAGAACCUCUAUUGUGUGAAGAAGAGGAGCUAUCCGCAGUUUAGGACAACUGAGAAUCACCACCAUACAAACUAUUAAGAACACAUAACCCCGUUUUCCACUAUUUCCAGUGUAUUUCAUGUAAACGGUUGGUUGCAAUAAAUUGCUUACUCAAAAAAUGAUUUUGUCUUACCCUCAUUUGCACUUCUUGCAAUUUGAAGCUCUACUUAGAACCUCCUUAAGAUCCAACAGUACAAAAUGUAAAUUCUUGCAAUUUUACAACUGGUCUUAGAAUUUGGAUCAGGAGUGUAUUUUCACUGAAGCCGAGUUUUAGGAUAAGAAAGUACUGAUGACUUUACCCAAAUCGUACCCGAAAGCCUGUAAUGCAAUAUGAUAUCCUAUUAUAGUAAUUGAGCGCCAAAUACAGUAUACCGCCCAUUUGGAUAUAAAAUGAUGUUGCAAAUAUUUGUUUUACUUUUUGCAAAGGAAAGUUUUUUUCUGCCUUUUUAACUGUGUCUGCUGUCUUAGAAAAGUGCAAAUGUAUGCUAUAGGCUAUAACACAAUUGAUUCACACAUGCAGCUCUUUACAUUUUCUUCACAAGCUUUGGUAUUCAUUUUGAAAGGUGAAGCAUCCGUUGUUGUCUGGCGAAAGAUACCUGUAUAUUUAUAAAUGCACUUAUGUGAAUUAUAUAAAAUAUGGGUAAUACAUUUUGACUUUGUUUACAAUGACAAAAUAACAAUAUUUUCAAUUUUGCAUUCAUUUAAAAUGGCCAAUACUAAGAUUUUAAAAUUACUAAAUGCUUAAAGUGCAAACCUUCAUAUUUACAUUAUUUAUUGCAGAACUGUGAACCGCUUUUGUCUGACUAGUUUUUGUUUUCUUCUGUUUACACUAUCUUCAUAUUCCAACUGUUUGCAUUUGAAAGAGAAAAAAAGGCUGCUUAAAUAUUUGUUGUUGUUCUCAGUGUCAACAUAAAGCAUUUAGAGCAUAAAAAUGACAACCGAGUCGUGUAGUAAUAUUACCCCACGGUACUGUACUCGAAUGUUUAUCAUGUGCUCGAAGAUGA